Tuber melanosporum (Perigord truffle) is the source of this 327-nucleotide messenger RNA. RefSeq lists its product as uncharacterized. NCBI's taxonomy places the organism in Eukaryota, Fungi, Ascomycota, Pezizomycetes, Pezizales, Tuberaceae. Bases 1 to 327 code for a protein of 108 amino acids. Gene Ontology annotation, molecular function: structural constituent of ribosome. Gene Ontology annotation, biological process: mitochondrial translation. The record is from RefSeq and is a predicted model, not a curated record. Gene Ontology annotation, cellular component: ribosome; mitochondrial large ribosomal subunit. The transcript has 2 exons.
AUGCCAUUCGGAACGAAAAAAGUCUACCUUCCAAAUUUCACCCUUGGACUCGUCCGAACAUCCCACCUCCCACCAAACUACGCACAAUUCAUCGUUCCCCUGAACAUUAACAAACUAGAUCUAAAAGACUACCUGUUACACGCCUACAAUGUCGAAGUCCUCUCCGUAAGGUCCUUCAUCCAGCAACAAAAUAUCAAGCGGGCCAAGGACAAGGAUCUCAGCCGGCCGAAAAUUGAAUGGUAUCGGCCCCGAGCAAUCAAGAAGAUGACGGUGGAAUUAAAGGAGCCAUUUGUGUACCCGCCUGAGCCCGAGGACCUAUCACCGUGA